AUGAUAGUCCAGCUGGGCACGCUAUCUCAAAAACAAGGGCCAACCACUACUGUGGAAGAACCUUUGGAUCUUGUUCGGCUUAGCCUGGAUGAACGCAUUUAUGUCAAGAUGAGGAAUGACAGAGAACUAAAAGGCCGCUUGAAUGCAUAUGACCAACAUCUUAACAUGAUCCUCGGUGAUGUAGAAGAGACAGUAACAACCAUGGAGAUAGAUGAAGAGACUUAUGAGGAAAUCUAUAAGACCACAAAAAGAAAUAUUUCUAUGCUGUUUGUCCGUGGAGAUGGAGUCAUAUUGGUGUCACCACCAUUGCGAUCUGGAACACUGUAGGUGCUGAUGGCUAUGGUUAGUUUACUUCAACUGUCAGUGUUGACAUUGUGUUGACAUUUGUUAUAGCUUUGACAAGUGUUGUAUGUGUGUGUGACCCACAUAAGUUGACAGAUCUACCUGUGCCUUAACCGCUCCAUCAAAGUCCAUCCCUUCAUUUUGGACUAUUUUGGCAGAUAAAACAUGUGUACCAAGUCCAUCAAAAUCCAUCAGCACCAGUGUUUGAUUGCAACGAAUUUGGUCCUGAAGCAUCAUGUGAAGCAGAGUGACUGAUGGAUUUUGACGGACAUGGUCUGUUAGUUUUAGUAAAACUAGAGAGUUGGGGUUUACACAAGUGUCCCUGGCCAAUUUGGUGACAUUCCAGUUGAUCUUACUAUUUAAAGCCAGUUGUUAUUACAGUUUGUUUUAAGGCCGGUUCAUACUUUCAUACAUGAGAAUGCUAUGCGAAGGAGAUGUCAAGAAGCUUUCGCUGCAAAUUUUGCCAGAGGUGAAAUGUGUUCAACUUUUGUGUUCAACUUGCCCUAAUGUCACAAAUUUGUGUUUGUGUUCAUUUCAUGCAGAAUUUGAACUGGCCUUUAGAAGUAUUACAUGUACUUGACUGUUAAUUAGGUUUCAUGAGUUUUCCCUUUAAUUGUACGUACCUGAUUAUUUUAUGUCCACAUGAAUUAAGAUUAAAGUUGUAUUUGUGCCAUGUGACCAAUCUCUGUUUUGAGAUUGUGAGGUUCUGAAAAGAACUGGGGAAACACAACAUUUUGGACAGCAUGCUCUGCCCAUUGUCAGGAAACAGACAAUAGGAGAUUUGUUACAUGGUGCUUCUGCAAAUUUACUGUUAUUGCUUACUUCACCAUAUCAACCUUCAAAAUUAUCUACAUGAAUUGUUAAAUUAUGUUCUCAUAAAUGUUUCCAUUAUUAAUGUUGCUUUUAAUCUCAAAUGAAGAAAACUGGGACAUAGAGUUUCAAUUCAAUUUGACGCGUCACAAAAAAUUUCCCAUUAACAAAAUAGAAUGAUCAGCAAUAGGCCUUGGAAAGCUGAAGCGAGUUUGAGUGAGUAUUCACUUUCAUGUUUUAAUGCUGUGUUGGUACGAGUUUUGCAAGGGAAAAAAUACUAACCUAAUUAACCCUAACAUUUGCAGGUUGCAGAUACAUGUCCUUCAAAGUUGCCUGGAGAAAUAUGAAGGAUUGAAGAAGGUAGAGCCUAGCCAUUAUUAUUUUACAUGGGGAUGCCCCUUGAAAUUUGUAGUAGAAAGAAUGUGUAAUUGGGUAACUGCUCGACAGAGGCAGGAAGGAUUAAGGAAGAUUUAUAUCAGAGUUUUAAUUUGUAGAGAGAUUUUAAUUUUUCUUGCUGGAAAUUUUUCAACAAAGUCAGUUUCUUCACUUGACUAUUAGGAAUGGUAAUUAAUUUACCAUAGACUACAUACAUUUCAUGUACUUGCAGUAAUUAAAGUCACCUUUGAAAAAGGAACACAG
Molecule: messenger RNA, 1791 nt
Organism: Patiria miniata (bat star)
Lineage: Eukaryota; Metazoa; Echinodermata; Asteroidea; Valvatida; Asterinidae
Product: U6 snRNA-associated Sm-like protein LSm3
Exons: 4
Coding region: 1-327 (108 amino acids)
Biological process (GO): mRNA splicing, via spliceosome; P-body assembly
Cellular component (GO): Lsm1-7-Pat1 complex; U4/U6 x U5 tri-snRNP complex; precatalytic spliceosome
Molecular function (GO): RNA binding
Source: RefSeq, a predicted model, not a curated record